Molecule: messenger RNA, 1612 nt
Organism: Guyanagaster necrorhizus
Lineage: Eukaryota; Fungi; Basidiomycota; Agaricomycetes; Agaricales; Physalacriaceae
Exons: 4
Coding region: 35-1222 (395 amino acids)
Biological process (GO): lipid metabolic process
Source: RefSeq, a predicted model, not a curated record
GUUGCUCUGCCGCGCUUCCCUUGCAAGUCAAGCCAUGCAUACAGAUAACAUUCGACCUCCAUUUCCUCUGUUGAAAUUUCUUGUACUGCCCGACCUCUUUCUGGCAGCUGUCCUCGCCAUAGGACUGCCCAAAUGGGCGCGGGUUAUCUACCUCCUGGGUUUCGUUGGGUUGACUUACAGAGGCUUGCAGUAUUCCACUGGCCCUGACAAGAUGCAGGACUACGCAAUGGGUUCUACCCUUGGUGGACAGCUCUUUACUGCCAUUCAUCUCCUCCUCUUGGCAGAGCCCAUUAUCCAGUACCGCCACUUUUCAGAUACUGAUGAUCCACAAAAACGCUCGUUUCUACGAAGGGUCUACUGGGCGGCAUGUAUCAUACACUCUCCUCGUGGGAUUGGAUGGAACUAUGAAGUCUCCCAUGUUCCUCCUCGGCCUGCCGUUUCACAUGGCUCUUUUAUCUGCUCGCGACUUUUUCGUAUCCUUGUAUUCUUCUUCUUUAUCGAUGCCGCUCAGACAUUCAGACGCAUCAAUCCAUUAUUUUCUCUAUCUGAUGCUGUGCUUGAAACGGCGUCAGUCACAUCGCAGGGAUUCUUAUUGCGUUGUCCAAAUAUCAUCGCGUGGAUGGCUAUACCUUAUGCUGGAGUACAGCUACAAUAUCAUUUGAUCAGCGUCAUCAGUGUUGCCCUUGGCUUUUCAAUGCCAUCAGACUGGCCAGCUCCCUAUGGAAGAUGGAGUGAUGCUUAUACGGUACGGGACUUUUGGGGCCGCACCUGGCAUCAAAUGCUGAGACGGUACGCAUCGUCGAUAGGAAAGUUUGUUUCUCAAGCAGCCGGGUUCAAAAGAGGAUCUUUUGGAUCCUCCUAUAUGCAGCUGAUCAUGGGAUUCUGUGUGUCUGGUCUGAUGCAUAUAUUCGGCGACGCCAUGGUGGAAUGGAGAUACUUGGGCUCAUCGUUGUCAUUCUUCCUGGCCCAGCCUGUGGCUAUUGUGACCGAGGACGCCGUCAUUGGCAUAUUUCGCCGAGCGGACAUGAAACUUCACCCACUGGUGUGCCGUUCUAUCGGUUACGCUUGGGUAUUUGCUUGGUUGAACAUGUCCUUUCCAUGGUACAUUGAUUGGGCUCUUAGAGCUGGCCUGGGUAGGGGUGAUCUUCUGCCUGUGACACCGCUUUGGUCCUUGUUGAACUUCUGGAAGGAGGGUAAGGGGCUGGAUACGAUAUUUUCUUAGGCUGUGGUCAGAAGCCUUCAAAUUUCGUCAAUUGCCCCUUACGAGUCUCUGUAUGAGCCAUCUAUGAUUUUGGUAGUGUGCAAAGUCUCACACACAGGCGCUCACAUCGUGAUUUCCGCAUGUUUUCUUGCUACCAGCCGCCGAGCCCGGAUCUCUCGGCGUUUAUGGUUUGAUGUAAAACAAAACUCGCCAAAGCGUUGCUUCUUUCCAUUUCUUUUCACACUACCAUUGACAAAGAGAAUGAAUCAUUAUGUUUCUGUGCUUCUUUCAUUUCUCAUCAUCGCAUUGGUGUAUCGCAAGCUGUUCUGGCAUACUGUCGCGCGCGCCUCAAUCACCUAUGUACCAGGUCCAGCUGUGUCGUCCAAGGGAAUCCUAGGUCUUAGAUUCUCU